Scatophagus argus is the source of this 1387-nucleotide messenger RNA. RefSeq lists its product as uncharacterized. The record is from RefSeq and is a predicted model, not a curated record. The transcript has 3 exons. Lineage: Eukaryota; Metazoa; Chordata; Actinopteri; Scatophagidae. Bases 221 to 1114 code for a protein of 297 amino acids.
AAAAGCUGGUCCUGUAUUUAAGUGUCUGGGUUACUGCAGGUUUGAGGACUGUCCAGUCACUGUUACUGUGUGUAUAGACAGUGAAGAGGACUUAAAGGCAACAGUGAACUUUCAAGGCGGAUCAAGUAUCCACAACAAGAAUGAACUGAAAAGGCGACCUGUAAGGGCAGAGGACAGGUUCAAAGUGGGACAGCAACUACAGAAACAGUUACCACGAGCUAUGUAUCUUGAGAAACUAGCUCAGAUUGGUGACGACAUAAUUGAAUCUGGCUGUAGGGAUGAGGUUCCAACUCCACAGGUGCUCAAGAACAUCUCCUUUGACCUGCAUAAGAACAGUCGUCAGCACAAUAAUGAGAUCCUCAGUCUUCAGAUCAUGCUGGGAAAAAAAAGGAAAAGUCCAGAUGAGGUCCUGCAGAAAGUAUUUCUGCAUCCAAAAGGUGUGAUGCUGUGGUCUUUACGUAGCAUCGACGUAUUCCAGGAACGAUGCCGUGAGGACAUUGUAUAUCUUGAUGCUACUGGCAGCAUUAAAAAAAAAGAGAAGGACUGUCCUCCUUUCUAUGUGUAUGAGCUGGUAGUCAGGAGUCCGAAGAAAAACUCCUCUCCAUUACCAGUUGCAACAUAUUUGACCUGUGACCACACCACAGCAUCAGUGACCUAUUUCCUUGAGGCUUUCCAGACUGAUGUAGCUAGAAGUUACGGAAGAAAGGGCAUGCGGUCACCCAUCAUGAUCAUCUGUGAUGGUUCAAUGGUUUUAAUGCAAGCAAUAUGCUUAGUAUUUGCCAAGAAAAACCUGCAAGAUACCAUGAACCAUUACUAUAAUAUUGCCAGUGGAAGAGCAACAGUUGCUGAUUUCAAGGUCCCCAUUCUCCAUCGCUGCCUCAGUCAUGUGAUGAAGAACACCAAGGAGAUGUGUAGAAAAUAUGCGCCACAACACUACCAUCUGGCCAUGCAUACUUUUGUCCUCUUCACCACAGCAAGCUCUCUGGCAGAGCUCGAUGAAAUGGUGGAAAGUGCUGCAGUUGUAUUUGCAAGUCCAUCCAGUGGGGCCAUUGUUGAAAAACAUUUCAACAACCUGCAAUCAUGGUUGCAAAAGAAAGGGAUCAAGGUGGAUUAGACUACAAAGUCCCAAACUGAUGCUAGGGGCUUACAGGAAAUCAAAGGAAACAAUUCCUUUGCAAGACACUAUACGGAGGUGGUAUCCAAGGCUCCACUCGAGACAGACGGUGAGGCCAACCCUUAUUACAGCAAGGGCCUUUUGGAGCACAUCAGGAAAUACCUUCUCCCGUAUGCUGCAUUAUGGAUGGGGAUAAUGCUUGGUUAGUAGCAUUUAAUAAAGAGAUAUAUCUCAUUUUAGAAUAGAAGUAAUUGCAUUUUUUUUUUUUUUUUU